UUAGCGGGUCUCUCAAGCAAUGGAUAAAAAUCACAUAACUUCUGAUUUUUGUUUAUCUUAUUUGGUAUUUUCUAAAUACGAUACUCAUUCUUUAACUUAUGAUUCAUCAUCCUUGUAAUUAAUAAUCUAAUCUUCAUUCAUUAAUCACACUAAUUAUGGCAAUAAGUUUGAUAAGUACUGCAUGUUCAUCUUCUUCUUCAACAACAACUAACUUAUCUUCUUUCAAGAGUGAGACAAAAUUUCUUACAUUUUCAUUUCCAAGAAAAUUACGUUCGGCUACAUGGGUAUCUCAGCUUCAUUCAAGAAUCCAUUUUUGCCUCAAAUCUUCUAAUGGGCAUCCUCUAAAUGCUGUUCCUUUGCAUGAUGUAGGUGUGCUGGAAAAUCAUGUCGCUAAAGAACACAUUGAACCUCCGAGGAAAGAGGAGCCAUCUAUCCCUAACUCUGGAGGUGAGAAAGUAGAGUCUACUCUUAGCAUUACUGUUGUUGGAGCAUCAGGAGACCUUGCGAAGAAGAAGAUUUUUCCUGCACUUUUCGCUCUAUUCUACGAAGAUUGGCUACCUGAGAACUUUUCAGUAUUUGGUUAUGCUCGAACUAAGUUAACUGAUGAGGAGCUACGGAACAUAAUUAGCCAGACUUUGACUUGCAGAAUUGACAGGAGGGAUGAUUGUGAAGACAAAAUGGAUCAGUUCUUGAAAAGAUGUUUUUAUCAGGGUGGCCAGUAUAACUCUGAGGCAGAUUUUGCAGAGUUGGACAAAAAGCUCAAAGAGAAAGAGGGUGGAAAAUUGUCAAACAGACUGUUUUACCUAUCAAUCCCUCCAAAUAUAUUUGUGGAUGUGGCGAGAUGCGCCAGCCGUAGAGCUUCUUCGACAAAUGGGUGGACAAGGGUAAUCGUUGAGAAGCCAUUUGGUCGCGAUUCAAAGUCAUCUUCUGAGCUAACCAGAUGUUUGAAGCAAUAUCUGACUGAAGAACAGAUAUUCAGGAUUGAUCAUUAUUUAGGCAAGGAGCUCGUCGAAAAUCUCUCGGUGCUCCGAUUCUCAAAUCUUGUUUUCGAGCCUUUAUGGUCAAGGAACUACAUUCGCAAUGUGCAGCUGAUAUUUUCUGAAGAUUUUGGUACAGAAGGGCGCGGAGGCUACUUCGAUAACUAUGGAAUAAUACGAGAUAUAAUGCAAAACCACUUGCUACAAAUACUGGCAUUAUUCGCAAUGGAGACACCCGUCAGCUUAGACGCCGAGGAUAUCAGAAAUGAAAAGGUAAAGGUUCUGAGGUCAAUGAAACCGUUGGAUAUUGAAGAUGUGAUAGUGGGGCAAUAUAAAGGGCAUAGCAGAGAUGGAAGAUCAUAUCCUGGUUAUACCGAUGAUCCAACGGUUCCAAAGGGUAGCCUUACACCAACAUUUGCAGCAGCUGCUCUUUUUAUUAAUAAUGCCAGAUGGGAUGGUGUUCCUUUUCUAAUGAAAGCCGGUAAAGCUCUUCAUACACGGAGAGCAGAGAUAAGAGUGCAAUUCCGACAUGUCCCGGGUAACUUGUAUAAGAAGAAAUUCGGAACUGAUUUAGACAAGGCGACAAAUGAGCUUGUACUUCGCGUGCAACCUGACGAAGCUAUAUAUUUGAAGAUCAACAAUAAACUUCCUGGUCUUGGAAUGAGAUUAGAUCGUAGCGAUCUAAAUUUGCUAUACCGAUCAAGGUAUCCAAGGGGAAUACCAGAUGCAUAUGAGCGACUUCUUUUAGAUGCGAUUGAAGGAGAACGGAGGUUGUUUAUACGAAGUGACGAGCUUGAUGCUGCUUGGGCACUUUUCACGCCAUUGUUAAAUGAACUCGAAGAAAAGAAGAUUGCUCCUGAGCUUUACCCUUAUGGUAGCAGAGGUCCAGUUGGAGCACAUUAUCUUGCCGCCAAGCACAAUGUUCGCUGGGGAGAUCUUAGCGGUGAGCUUCAUGAAUAGGAAUGAGCUCAGUAUAGAUAGUUGUAGAUGAUCGAAAGCUCGAGGAGGGGCCAGGGAACAGGAUGGGCGGCUGCCCCCCAACCAUCAGUCUCUGCAGUUGUCUUUAGUUGUUCUCUUACCCCUUAUGUUAUUAUUUUCUCCUUUCAUCGGCUCAUGACACGCCUUUAUUUAGUUACUAGCUGUAUUUCCGCUCUUUUCAUUUUCUGAUUCCGCCACUGAUUCAAAAGCAUUUGAAGAAUCUAUGUCAUCAGUAAUGUAUACUAUUGUAUAUGUUUAAGAUCACUAAUGAUUAAAAUCUAAAUCAGUUGUUCUCUUA
Mercurialis annua (annual mercury) is the source of this 2253-nucleotide messenger RNA. Its product is annotated as glucose-6-phosphate 1-dehydrogenase 1, chloroplastic. Lineage: Eukaryota; Viridiplantae; Streptophyta; Magnoliopsida; Malpighiales; Euphorbiaceae. Gene Ontology annotation, molecular function: glucose-6-phosphate dehydrogenase activity; NADP binding. Bases 156 to 1937 code for a protein of 593 amino acids. The transcript is spliced from 10 exons. The record is from RefSeq and is a predicted model, not a curated record. Gene Ontology annotation, cellular component: chloroplast stroma. Gene Ontology annotation, biological process: glucose metabolic process; pentose-phosphate shunt, oxidative branch.